Phragmites australis (common reed) is the source of this 770-nucleotide messenger RNA. RefSeq names its product protein GL2-INTERACTING REPRESSOR 1-like. The transcript is spliced from 2 exons. The record is from RefSeq and is a predicted model, not a curated record. NCBI's taxonomy places the organism in Eukaryota, Viridiplantae, Streptophyta, Magnoliopsida, Poales, Poaceae. Bases 126 to 464 code for a protein of 112 amino acids.
ACACCUCCGAGCAUUCUGAAGAUCGGAGUUCUCUACUUCCAGAGCACCUUUCAUCGCUCUCGUCUCCACCUGAACACCCCCAGCGCCUCGUCGACCACGCAAAACAACAGCGCAUACCUCCCAGGAUGAGCCGCAGCAACAGGAAGAGCUCUAGGGGCCUUGAUCUGAAGCUGAACCUCUCGCCUCCGGCAACAGGAGAUUCCUCCGGGAGGGCGAUGGCUGACGAGGAGUCAUCCCCGAGCUCCUGCCUGUCGUCGGAGAACGAGCAUGGCCUGCAGUGGUCCAACAGCCCUGAGGCGACGUCCAUGGUGCUUUCUGCCUGCCCUCGCUGCUUCAUCUACGUCAUGCUCCCCCAGGAUGACCCUCGGUGCCCCCAGUGCAAGAGCCCCGUGCUCCUUGACUUCCUGCAGGAUAGCAACAAAAAGAACAACAGCAAUAGCAGCAGGAGGAGCAGGGGGGGAUGAACAAUGAGGUUCCAUUUGGUGGUCCAGCAUCAAGAAAAAGCUCAAUAUGAAGUCCUAGGUCCAGUAGUUCUAUUUUGUCCGGUCAUUUCUUCAGUGUAACCGUGAUAUACCCGUACUAAAAUUGUGAAGCUACACCCAUGUGUUAGUAUCACAAUUUUGAUAUAUCACGGAUGCACUGGGGACUACAUCAUUUGUCCUCGUUUUCUUCUUUAGAGGCUCGAAAUGUAAUAGUUUUGUUUAGACAUAGGACCAGACUUCCUGUCUUGCUUUUUUAUUUCAAGAUAACAAGAAAAAGCUUGCCCCUAA